This is a messenger RNA of Jaculus jaculus (lesser Egyptian jerboa), 1742 nucleotides long. RefSeq names its product IQ motif containing G (gene Iqcg). Gene Ontology annotation, biological process: sperm axoneme assembly; cilium organization. Gene Ontology annotation, molecular function: protein binding. The transcript has 11 exons. Lineage: Eukaryota; Metazoa; Chordata; Mammalia; Rodentia; Dipodidae. Gene Ontology annotation, cellular component: cytoplasm; sperm flagellum. The coding region runs from base 241 to 1533 and encodes 430 amino acids. The record is from RefSeq and is a predicted model, not a curated record.
GCCGAGCGGCGGGGAGACGCGGUGAGGCUGCGCGGAAGGGAACGAGAGGGAGCCCGGCUGUUCCCAGGUCUCCCACCGCAGACGGAGCAAGGGAGAUUCCGACCCUGGAUGGAAGGAGACAAGCGCCGAAGAACAAAGGCAGAAUUAAAACUUUCUUUUUCUGUGUGUGUUUUCGAGGUAACUGCAUGUUUAUGAGAGUAUAAACCCACUGCAAAGUGUAACAAAACUAAUUCAGGAACAAUGGAAGAAGACAGCUUAGACGCCUCAUUCGGUCCUGUACAAGGUGAGCAUUCCGUUGUGAUGUUGGUGACAGGUGAGCCACCUAGUGCCGAGGAAGAAGCAGUGGCUCCUGAAGUGGAAGUAGAAGCUGCCCCCAAGGUCAUAGAGCCGCUGUCCCUACUGGAUGUCCUGAGAGUCUCUGUAGUUCUGGAAGACAUCAUCGACCAGCUCUCUAUUCUAAGAUAUAUCAUGCCUGUUCAGUAUGAAAGGAAGCAGAGUCUCAACACGAAAAGCAAUCUAGAAAAAAUUUCAGCGCUCUCAAGCACAAGGAAAAUAUCUACUGCUUUGUCAUCUAAAGAAAAGUCCACAUUGCCAGAAGUCAAACAAGGAGGCCAGUUUUCUUCAGAACUUAACAAAGGGAAGAAUUUUAUAUUUAAAAGACCUACAAGGCAGACCAUAAUGACCACAGAGACAAUGAAGAAAAUUCAGAGUGAUAGGCAGUUUUUCAGUGACGUCAUUGCAAAUACCAUGAAGGAGUUAUACAAUUCAGGCACUUUCACAAAUCUUCUGGAAGCCCUGAGCCAAGAAAGGGAAAACAAAAUGCAUUUCUAUGAUAUCAUUGCAAGGGAGGAAAAAGGAAGAAAACAAAUAAAAUCUCUUCAAAAACAGCUAGUCGAUGUCAAAAAAGAGCGGCAAGCUGAAGUACAGAACAGGAACGAAUAUAUUGCUCACCUCAAGGACCAGCUGCAAGAGAUGAAGGCGAAGACCAACUUGGAGAAUCUUUAUAUGAAAAGAAAUUGUGAGCUGCAAAUUUCUCAGACUCAGAAAAAGUGCAACAAAGCGGAGGAGUUUCUGCUGGACGAGAUUGAGAAAUUACGGACAAAAACUGAAGAAGAGAACCGAGCUCAUAUGGACAUUGAAGUGUUUCUUAGAAAAGAGCAGCAGAAACUUGAAGAGAAGCUAGAGUUUUGGAUGGAGAAAUUUGAUAAAGACACAGAAGCAAAGCAAAAUGAAUUAAAUGCUCUCAAAGCUGCAAAGGCCAGCGACCUGUCACACCUUCAAGAACUAGCAAAGAUGAUCAGGGAGUAUGAGCAGGUCAUUAUUGAAGAUCGCAUAGAAAAGGAGAAGACCAGGAUGAAGAUGGAGCAGGAUGGCUUGGAACUCAAGAGCAUCAUCAAGCUCCAGGCGUGGUGGCGAGGCACAGUGGUACGGAGGGAAAUCGGAGGAUUCCGGCUGCCCAGGAAAGAGAAAGAUGAUAGCAAGGAUUCCAAAGGGAAAGGCAAAGAGAAGGAAAAAAGGAGAGGCAAGAAGUGACUCAGUAAUCUCUUGUCCUUUCCUCUGCUUCUCUGGAGAUGUGAAGGAGGCCUUGGAAUUUCACUUUGCCCACGUACGACGUAGUAGUCUACAAAUUCUGAUGAGGUCUAUGACUUUGACGCAUGGCUUCCUCCUAUGUGAUUUGAACAAGAGUGUUUAGUAGCCUUAUAAAGAUUCCUCUUAAACUCUUAAAAAUUCCUCUUGCUCUU